Molecule: messenger RNA, 831 nt
Organism: Didymella exigua CBS 183.55
Lineage: Eukaryota; Fungi; Ascomycota; Dothideomycetes; Pleosporales; Didymellaceae
Exons: 1
Coding region: 1-831 (276 amino acids)
Source: RefSeq, a predicted model, not a curated record
AUGCAGAACAACGCCUUCACCUUCUCUGUUCCCGGCACUUACUCGCCUUCUCUCCGCCCCGCAACUUCCUCUCCUUCUCUCCGCCCCGCAACUUUCUCUCCUUCUCUCCGCCCCGCAACUUCAUCUCCUUCUCUCCGCCCCGCAAUUUCCUCUCCUUCUUUCCGCCCCGCAACUUCCUCUCCUUCUCUCCACCCCGCAACUUCCUCCCCUUCUCUCCGCCCCGCAGCUUCCUCUCCUUCUCUCCGCCCUACCAGCUCUGGCACAUCUUCGUGGGGUCGCACCUCGACCGACCCCACGCCUUGCACUACCAGCUACUCUCCUGCUGCCUCCAAGGCAGGCCAAAGCCGCAACUGGCGCGCCAACGCCGGUCCCUUGCCUCCUCCACCACCACCAAGGCCUGAGUGCAUUCCCGGCCGGGUAGUCAAGCUGCCCGAGGAGCAAGAGGUCCCUGUGAUCAGCCGCGUCCACAAGGACGCGGCCAGCUUCGGCCAGCCGUGGAACCACCCUUUCGUCAUCACCGAGGAGUGGAGAGAUGAAAACGGGGUCCGGCUCGCCAAGAUCCGGUGCUGUACGAGCUGGGGGGGUCAGGGUAUCGUUGCCAAGCAGUGGUACCACCGCCGCUACUUUGUGGUAGCUGACCAGACCACCCUGGCUUCGGGCAAGUUCGACAGGCCCACCUACGUCAACUGCUCGCCCGGCCAAGAACUCACCAUCGAGUUCGAAUACCUCCAGCUCUGGGCAGGGAAGCCCAUCCAGUUCCAGCAACGGGCACUGGAUUCUUUCAACAAGAACGAGCCGAGGCCGCGCCGCGACAGCGGUGUCGGUUGCUGA